Molecule: messenger RNA, 824 nt
Organism: Salvia miltiorrhiza (redroot sage)
Lineage: Eukaryota; Viridiplantae; Streptophyta; Magnoliopsida; Lamiales; Lamiaceae
Exons: 3
Coding region: 303-824 (173 amino acids)
Source: RefSeq, a predicted model, not a curated record
UUUUUCUUCCUUUCCUCCUCACUCAGAAACGCACACACACGCUCUCACACAGACCACGCUCAAGUGGAGGCGCCCUCUCUCCCUCGGAAAUUCCGCCACCGCGAACGCUCCUCCUCCGGCGAGAAACCGACGACCGGUCCUCUCCCUCUACCUACACAAACACACGCACCCAGCGGCUGCGCCGCCCAGCCCUCUCUCCUUCACGCAGCAGGCGCAACCGCCGCGGAGCGCCGCUGUCUCCGGCGUCCUCGCAGCAGAUCCGCCGUCGCCUCCCUCGGUUUCUCUCUCGGCGACAACAGCCCAUGGCUGCCGCCGUCCUGAUCCCGACAAGACUCAUCCCAGCCAGACCAGACCACCUCUCUCUCUCUCCGGCCGUGGCCGGGCAGCAGCGGCACCGCCGCCGUGCCCUGCCUCCCUCCGCUGAAGCCCAACCUCCCAUCUCUUUCUUCUCUUCUUCCCCUAGCUGCGCCCCCAACAUCUCUCUAUUUCCCUCUCAACAAUCAAACACACGCGCACGGACAUGGCGUAAGCCACGCCGCCACCGGAUACAGGACAGCAAACGCCCCACCGCGGUGCGCCGCCGCCUGCUCCUUCUUUUCCGACAAACAGCCGAAGCUACCUCCGUCUCCGCCCCGCCCGAAAUCGAUCGGAAACGACGACAGGUUCACCGCCGCCGCUCCGUUGCCGACGAUGAGCCACCGAGGCUGUCAUUUCCCGACCUCGACUCAUUUAAAUGGAGAUGCUUUACCCAAUAUGAAUCUGGGUUUGUGUGGUCCGAAAAUGUGCAGCUGUUUAAGGCUCUGAAAUUCCAGUUCAUGAAUUGA